AUGUCAAAACCUGAGAAAAAUUCAAAACCUGGUUUUGUUAUUAAAUUAUCAUGCGAAACUGUUCAAAAGAUUUCGGAGGAAGAGCAAAAAGCGAAAUCUUUAGAAGAGCCAACAAAACUCCCUGUACCAAAGGUAGAUACUCCAACAAUUGUACCUAAAAGUAGCAAAGCUCUAACGGAAUGUGAACAGGCUUCCACAUUAGACUUAAAUAAAAGUGCUGACAUCCAAAAUAAGGAAAAAAAACAACAGGAAGCAGACCAAAAGUCUGACACAAAAUGUGUUGAAGACAAACAAAAUACGAAAGAUCCUAAAGCCGUAACUGAUUGGGGUGAUUACGCAGCAUACGUGACAUAUGAAAAUGAAAAUGCAGUGUACACAGACCCAUCAACUCAACAGAAGUACUUAUGGAAUAAAGAAACUAACUCUUGGGAUCCUAACAAAGAUGUCCCAAACAGAGUUUAUAGCUUUGAAAAUGAUACCCAUGUGUAUACAGAAGCAGAUGGUUCCAAAUUCUUUUGGGAUGAUGAGAAAAAAGCAUGGAUACCUAAAGUGGAUGAUGAAUUUCUAGCUUAUUAUCAAAUGUCUUAUGGAUUUGUGGACAAUACUAAAGACGAGAAAAAAGAGGAAGCAAAUAAGCAAGUAAAUCAAAAGAAAUUGGAACCCGGAGUUAAACGUAAGACUGAGCCACAGUGGUUUGAACAAUCUGAAGAUAAGAAUACUAAAGUAUAUGUUUCCAACCUACCUUUGGAUUUGACAGAAGAAGAGUUUGUUAAUUUCAUGCAGAAAUGUGGAUUAAUCGAGAGAGAUCCGAGUACACAGAAAAUGAAGGUUAAACUGUAUAUGGACAAGGAGCACAAUUGUUUUAAGGGUGAUGCCCUUUGCACCUACAUAAAAAUUGAGAGUGUUGAGUUGGCGUUGAAGUUUCUUGAUGGUUGUGAUUUCAAAGGUAAGAAAGUCAAUGUGGAGAGAGCACAAUUUCAACUGAAAGGUGAAUACAACCCGGCGCUAAAGCCAAAAAAGAAAAAGAAGAAGGAAAUAGAAAAAAUAAAGAAAAUACAGCAGAAACUUUUUGAUUGGAGACCAGAGAAAUUUAUUGGUGAAAGAUCUAAGCAUGAACGGAUUGUCAUUGUUAAAAACCUUUUUCAACCAACAGAUUUUGAUAAAGAUGUGCAAUUGAUUCUAGAUUAUCAACAAGAUUUAAGGGAAGAAAGCGCUAAGUGUGGUCAGGUAAGGAAAGUUGUCAUUUAUGACAGGCAUCCAGAUGGUGUUGCUCAGAUUACCAUGUCAGAACCAGAGGAGGCGGAUGAAGUUGUUAAACUCAUAAACGGAAGGUGGUUUGGUAAAAGGCAGAUAACUGCUGAAACUUGGGAUGGGAGAACUAAGUACAGGAUAGCUGAAACUGAUGCAGAAAUAAAUGAAAGGAUAAAUAAUUGGGACAUGUUCUUGGAAGGGAAAGAUGGUGGAGUUAACCAAAAAGUGGUUACAACUGCAGGGGCAGAUGUUGGAAGACCAUCAGAAGAGGUUGUGGAAAAACAAACUGAAGACAACUCAUCUUCAAAACCGGCUGUUGUAAUGGAUUCUAAUAUAAAUACU
This is a messenger RNA of Iphiclides podalirius (scarce swallowtail), 1593 nucleotides long. The record is from the annotation of a GenBank genome assembly. Lineage: Eukaryota; Metazoa; Arthropoda; Insecta; Lepidoptera; Papilionidae.